CCUCCUUCCGUCGCUUCCGCCCCAACUCCGACGCGAGGCCUCGCUUCGCUUUCCGGUGACGGCGACCAAACUCCCUAUAUUCUCCUCCGCGGCUGGGUCAGCACUCAGCGCGCAGCUCCGUCCGGUGCUUCUCCCGCUGUCGAUCGGAGUUCGUUCGAGUUGGAGCCAGCCCGCGCGCGCCCCCUUUGAGUUUUGGGAGAGGGUCUUGGGCCGGCCGGGCGGCGGCGAUGGAGGAGAGGUACGAGGCGAUGAAGGAGCUGGGGUCCGGCAACUUCGGGGUCGCGAGGCUGGUCAGGGACAAGCGCACAAAGGAGCUCGUCGCCGUCAAGUACAUCGAGAGGGGCAAGAAGAUUGAUGAGAAUGUGCAGAGGGAGAUCAUCAAUCACCGGGCGCUCCGGCACCCUAACAUCAUACGAUUCAAGGAGGUUUGUUUAACCCCUACGCACCUCGCGAUUGUCAUGGAAUAUGCGGCUGGCGGAGAACUCUUUGAAAGAAUAUGCACCGCAGGGCGAUUCAGCGAAGAUGAGGCAAGGUAUUUCUUUCAGCAGCUACUUUCAGGGGUCAGCUACUGCCAUUCCAUGGAAAUCUGCCACCGUGAUCUUAAACUGGAAAACACACUCCUGGAUGGGAGCCCAACACCUCGAGUAAAGAUUUGCGACUUUGGUUACUCAAAGGUGCUAAUAGUUACUGAUAUGUUUCAUAGUCUUUCUAUAAAAUGGGGCUCUCUCCUUGCUGACCACGUUGGCUAUUGUGCUUUCCAGUCUGCUUUGCUGCAUUCCAAGCCAAAAUCAACAGUUGGUACUCCGGCAUACAUAGCACCGGAAGUUCUUUCGAGAAAAGAAUAUGACGGCAAGGUAGCAGACGUAUGGUCCUGCGGCGUGACAUUGUACGUGAUGCUCAUCGGGUCGUACCCAUUUGAGGAUCCUGAUGAUCCAAGGAACUUCCGAAAAACGAUCAGCAGAAUCCUUGGCGUGCAAUACUCCAUUCCAGACUACGUCAGGGUAUCCUCCGACUGCAGAAACCUCCUGUCCCAAAUAUUCACUGCCGAUCCUUCAAAGAGAAUCACGAUCCAAGAAAUCAAGAAGCUGCCGUGGUUCCUGAAGAGCCUACCGAAGGAGAUCUCGGAGAGGGACAGGGCCAACUUCAAGGAGCCUGAGCCGGAGACGACAGUAGCGGCACAGUCCGUGGAGGAGAUCAUGCGGAUCAUCCAGGAGGCCAAGGCCCCUGGCGACAUGUCCAAGUCCUCCGCCGAUGCUGCACUGCUCGCCGAGCUUGCCGAGCUGCAGAGCGACGACGACGAAGAGCCGGGAGACGAGGGGGAGACCUACUAACUGAACCCUGCAUCGCAGUGCACGCAGAUGCAGGCGCGCCUGUGUAGCUGUUCAUAUAUACGAUCUGGAAUACGGUUUGUUGAGACAACAAUAAGGCGCCGAAGCGUAUGAUAUGAUUAUGAUACCCCUUGUACUGGCGUUGUGUACAUUACUGAACAUUGCACGAAUUUAGCGUGCAAGAAUAAAAGAAGAUGAUUGGAAAAUAAAUCUUCCAACCUGUUUGAA
Molecule: messenger RNA, 1556 nt
Organism: Lolium rigidum
Lineage: Eukaryota; Viridiplantae; Streptophyta; Magnoliopsida; Poales; Poaceae
Product: serine/threonine-protein kinase SAPK3-like
Exons: 8
Coding region: 228-1331 (367 amino acids)
Biological process (GO): protein phosphorylation; intracellular signal transduction
Molecular function (GO): ATP binding; protein serine/threonine kinase activity
Source: RefSeq, a predicted model, not a curated record